Hyaena hyaena (striped hyena) is the source of this 2755-nucleotide messenger RNA. RefSeq names its product presenilin 1 (gene PSEN1). Gene Ontology annotation, biological process: intracellular signal transduction; smooth endoplasmic reticulum calcium ion homeostasis; membrane protein ectodomain proteolysis. Lineage: Eukaryota; Metazoa; Chordata; Mammalia; Carnivora; Hyaenidae. Gene Ontology annotation, molecular function: beta-catenin binding; aspartic endopeptidase activity, intramembrane cleaving; cadherin binding. The record is from RefSeq and is a predicted model, not a curated record. Gene Ontology annotation, cellular component: lysosomal membrane; perinuclear region of cytoplasm; cell surface. The transcript is spliced from 12 exons. Bases 243 to 1646 code for a protein of 467 amino acids.
GCCGAGCAGCUCCAGAGGCAGCGAUUUCACAGCGGAAACAAAACAGCGGCUGCUCGGGAAGGAGCUUCCCCUGUGAGCGGCCGGUGGCGGCGGCGAGGGAAGAGUAGACCUAAUCCGAGAGCCUGCAAGUGACAGCAGCCUGCGAGGUCCUUAGAAAGCUUGGCCUGGAGGAGAACACAUGAAAGAAAGAACCCCAAGAGGUUUUGGUUUCUGUGAAAAAGUAUUUCUGUACGCUUGCUCCAAUGACAGAGUUACCUGCACCCUUGUCCUACUUCCAGAAUGCACAGAUGUCCGAGGACAGCCACCUGAGCAAUACUGUACGUAGCCAGAAUGACAACAGAGAUCGGCUUGAGCAUGGCAGCGAAAGGAGGAGACGUGGCAACCCUGAGCCGUUAUCUAAUGGACGACCCCAGGGUUCACAGCAGGUGGUGGAACAAGAUGAAGAAGAAGAUGAGGAGCUGACAUUGAAAUAUGGUGCCAAACACGUGAUCAUGCUCUUUGUCCCGGUGACUCUCUGUAUGGUAGUAGUUGUGGCUACCAUCAAAUCAGUCAGCUUCUAUACCCGGAAGGAUGGACAGCUAAUCUAUACUCCAUUCACAGAAGACACUGAGACCUUGGGGCAGAGAGCCCUGAAUUCGAUUCUGAAUGCUGCUAUCAUGAUCAGCGUCAUUGUUGUCAUGACUAUUCUCCUGGUGGUUCUGUAUAAAUACAGGUGCUAUAAGGUCAUCCAUGCCUGGCUUAUUAUUUCAUCUCUGUUGUUACUGUUCUUUUUCUCAUUCAUUUACUUGGGGGAAGUGUUUAAAACCUACAAUGUUGCCAUGGACUACAUUACUGUUGCCCUCCUGAUCUGGAAUUUUGGUGUGGUGGGAAUGAUCGCCAUCCACUGGAAAGGGCCACUGCGACUCCAGCAGGCAUAUCUCAUUAUGAUCAGUGCCCUCAUGGCCUUGGUAUUUAUCAAGUACCUCCCAGAAUGGACAGCAUGGCUCAUCUUGGCUGUGAUUUCAGUAUAUGAUUUAGUGGCUGUUUUAUGUCCAAAAGGCCCACUACGUAUGCUGGUUGAAACAGCUCAGGAGAGAAAUGAAACUCUCUUUCCAGCUCUCAUUUAUUCCUCAACAAUGGUGUGGUUGGUGAAUAUGGCGGAAGGAGACCCAGAAGCCCAAAGGAAGGUAUCCAAAAACUCCAACUGUAACGCACAAACCACAGAAGGUGAGUCCCAAGACCCUGUGACAGAGAAUGAUGAUGGUGGCUUCAGUGAAGAGUGGGAAGCCCAGAGGGACAACCGCCUAGGGCCUCAUCACUCUACGACGGAGUCACGAGCUGCUGUGCAGGAACUUUCCAGCAGCAUCCUGGCCAGUGAGGACCCAGAAGAAAGGGGAGUAAAACUUGGAUUGGGGGACUUCAUUUUCUACAGUGUUUUGGUUGGUAAAGCUUCUGCAACAGCCAGUGGAGACUGGAACACAACCAUAGCCUGCUUUGUAGCCAUAUUAAUUGGUCUGUGCCUUACAUUAUUACUCCUCGCCAUUUUCAAGAAAGCUCUGCCAGCUCUUCCGAUCUCUAUCACCUUUGGGCUUGUUUUCUACUUUGCCACAGAUUAUCUUGUACAGCCCUUUAUGGACCAGUUAGCAUUCCAUCAAUUUUAUAUCUAGCAUAUUUGCAAUUAGAAUCCCAUGGAUUUUUCUCCUUUGACUGUAAUUAAACCUGGGGAAGACAAAGAUGAUUUUCCUGUGUCCACAUCUAACAAAGGCAAGAUUCCCAGCUGGACUUUUGCAGCUUCUUUGCAAGUCUUCCUGACCACCUGUACCAUUGGGCACUGGAAGAAGAUGUCCACAGAAAAUGAUCUUGAACAUAUGUCAUCGUGACGGACUGAGUCCCUCGGUGCAGAAACUACCAGAUUUGAGGGACGAGGAGGAGGAGGAGGGACAGACCAAGAAGUUGCUGUGCUCCCACCAGCAGUUUGACCCUUGGUCACGGGUGGAUUUUACCAACACUGCAGACUCUCAGGACUACCAUUACCGAGAAGUUAAAUGACAUGGUUUAAACCAAACAGGACUCUCCAUCUUAAACCACAUGUUGAAGAUCAACCUAAUAAACCUGUAUUGAACUCUGAACCUUUUCAGGAGGUACUGUAAGGAGAGCAGGCACCAGCAGCAACAUGAAGAGGUUUUUGAAAAGGGGCUCCAACUUUCACUUUCAAGCCUUUCUGCUGCAGACUUAAACCAUUUUUAAAUAAGACUUUUUUUUUUCACCUUGAGUCAAGUCCGAUAUGUAGGUUGAUUUUGAAAAUUUUGUUUUCAAGCACUGAAACUCAGUACCAUCUACGGUUGCAUUUCUUCCCAUGGCCAGUCUGAACUUACCUGCUUUAUCCUAAAAGUCUUAACCUCAGGUUCCAAACCCAGUAAUUUCUGGAGAGAAUGGAACUAUAUCUAAACAGUUUCCUGUCAGCCUUAGGUGAAUUCUGGAUUUUCCACCAAAUUCUUUAUUUUUAGACAUACUUGUAGGUUUACUUGCCCUGGAUGCUUCCAUUGUUCCCAUCUCUCCCUGACUCCCCAUAAGCAUUCUCUUCUACAGCAAAUGAGACAGCUCUGUUGUGGUAGCAGAUGGUCCAGUUACUCUAGGAUUUUACUCUUUGUGUGGUGCAAAGAAUGUGUUAUGAAUCAGUGCUAUCAGCCUCACUGUCAUAAUUUCUUCAGUAGCAAAUACAGUGUGUGCCCAAAGACAGUAGAAUUAAAGAAGAGUAAAAUGGCUGGUGAAGCAC